AUGAGUGUGGAUGUUGAAUCUUUAGAUGUGGAUGCUACUCAGCUAUCAAAGUUAAAGCUGUAUGUAUCAGGGGGUAACGAUACUAUGUCACAAAAGACUUACAGUACAGUGACCCCUCCGCCAUCUCCACUCGAUGUCCAUGGCGAUGUUGACUCCAGGCCUCCUCAUUCCUAUGUCAGGAUUGUGAUCAUGUCCCUGCUGGACUGCCCAGGUCAUGAAGCUACGAUAAGGGAGAUCUAUGACAUGAUCACAUACAAGUUUCCGUACUACCAAGAGAACCGUCUUCAUUGGAAGAACUCUGUGCGCCACAACUUGACAGUCUUUAGUUGCUUCGAGCGAGUCAUUACAGAGGAAGGUUCGACGUCCCGUGGUUCGAACCGCUGGAGACUGAUUGGAAACUGGAGAUCAAUACUGGAAAAAGCAGAAGCCGUUUCCGUUCGAAAGAGUAGACCAUGCACUCCGAGUAUUGUUGAAGAAUUCAUUAAGAAGAAGAAAAAGCACCAUCACAAGACAUCACGCAUUAAUAAGUUGGAUAUUGUUUCAAGGAGAGAAAAGGACCUGGCAAAGAGAAAGAAACGUGAAAAGGCGAGGAAACUGAGGCUAGCAGCUGGUAUUUGCAGAGUCAACAGGAUGCCUUUAGCAGAUUCAAACCAUCAUGACUUCACUACUCCCGUCAAACCGACCGAAGAACCGCUUCCAUCCCGUAUGUCAACUCCUCCUCCUAGACUCCCUGGUAUCGAAAACAUCUUUCUACCUUCACCUACCCCAAGCAUCUCACCACUAAGAGAACCAAUGAACAUCUGGGAAGAUGCGCCGGACGAUUUUAAUCUUCUAUCCGUUCCUAAUCUCUCCCUCAUUGACGAAAUCACUGACAUAAUCUCCGCUAACGAUGAGGCAAAAGUUCCUCACCUUGAAGCACAGACGGAUUCUUUAGACUUCAUAUCGCAGUAUGAAUCGGACAUCGACGUCGCUAUCGAGCGACAAUCGACUUGGCAUCAAUUUACACCAGAACAGAGUCCAGCGAAAGCGUGGUCUGAGUUGUCGAAGGCAGGCCUCAACGGGUAUACUUCAUCAGCAACGAACAACCUCUGGGAUCUUGUAGAUUCUACCGUGAAUCCUGAAUUUUUGGACUUGUAUACCCUUAACGGUGAGUGGUCCUCAACAAUGACGACAGGUGACUGCCUAUUGGUAUCGUAA
This is a messenger RNA of Strongylocentrotus purpuratus (purple sea urchin), 1197 nucleotides long. It is a transcript of the gene foxx, whose product is annotated as forkhead transcription factor X. The record is from RefSeq and is marked provisional. Gene Ontology annotation, molecular function: RNA polymerase II cis-regulatory region sequence-specific DNA binding; DNA-binding transcription factor activity, RNA polymerase II-specific. NCBI's taxonomy places the organism in Eukaryota, Metazoa, Echinodermata, Echinoidea, Camarodonta, Strongylocentrotidae. Gene Ontology annotation, biological process: cell differentiation; regulation of transcription by RNA polymerase II; anatomical structure morphogenesis.